AUGUUGAUGGUAUCACAACUUAAAAAGUUUGAUGCAUAUCCAAAAACAGUCGACGAUUUUAGAGUUAAAACAUUUACUGGUGCUAUAGUAUCAAUUGUUGGAGGAAUUUUUAUAUUAUGGUUAUUCUUUUCACAAGUAACAUUAUAUUUUUCAACAGAUAUUCAUCAUGAGUUAUUUGUAGAUACAACCCGUGGUGAAAAAUUAAAAAUUAAUAUGGAUAUUACUUUCCAUCACUUACCAUGCGCAUAUUUAAGUUUGGAUGCUAUGGAUGUUUCAGGUGAACAUCAAUUUGAUGUAGCACAUAAUAUAUUUAAAAAAAGAUUAUCAUCUACAGGUCAACCAAUUAUUGAACAACCACCAAUUAGAGAAGAAGAAAUUAAUAAAAAAAUUGUAAAGAAUGAAAAUGAUGUUCAAGGAUGUGGAAGUUGUUAUGGUGCAGAGGAUCCAGCAAGAGGGAUUCCAUGUUGUAAUACUUGCGAAGAGGUUAGAAAUGCUUAUAGUAAAAAAGGUUGGGGAUUAGAUCCAAGUACCGUUUCUCAAUGUCUUAGAGAAGGUUUCACUAAAAACAUUGUUGAACAAAAUGGUGAAGGUUGUCAGGUUUAUGGUUUUAUUCUUGUAAAUAAAGUAGCUGGUAAUUUCCAUUUUGCACCAGGCAAAAGUUUCCAACAACAUCAUAUGCACGUUCAUGAUCUUCAACCAUUUAAAGACGGCCAAUUCAAUAUGAGCCACACUAUUAACAAACUUGCAGUUGGUAAUGAAUUCCCAGGUAUCAAAAAUCCAUUAGAUGAGGUUACUAAAACUGAAGUUGCUGGUGUUGGUAUGUUCCAAUAUUUUAUUAAAAUAGUUCCAACAAUUUACGAAGGUUUAAAUGGUAACAGAAUUGCCACCAAUCAAUAUUCAGUUACUGAACAUUAUCGUUUAUUAGCCAAAAAAGGUGAAGAGCCAACUGGUUUACCAGGAUUAUUCUUUAUGUAUGAUCUUUCACCAAUUAUGAUGAAGGUAUCAGAAAAAGGAAAAUCAUUUGCCUCAUUCCUCACCAAUGUUUGUGCUAUCAUCGGUGGUGUAUUCACUGUCUUUGGUAUUUUUGAUUCAUUUAUUUACUAUUCAACUAAAAACCUCAAAAAGAAAAUUGAUUUAGGUAAAGCUUAUUAAUAAAAUAAAUAUAAUAAAAACAAAUAAAAAAAUUUCAAAAAAAAAAUUCAUUCAAAGC
Dictyostelium purpureum is the source of this 1210-nucleotide messenger RNA. RefSeq lists its product as uncharacterized. The transcript is spliced from 5 exons. Lineage: Eukaryota; Evosea; Eumycetozoa; Dictyosteliales; Dictyosteliaceae. Gene Ontology annotation, cellular component: COPII-coated ER to Golgi transport vesicle; endoplasmic reticulum. The record is from RefSeq and is a predicted model, not a curated record. The coding region runs from base 1 to 1152 and encodes 383 amino acids.